AUGGAACAAUACAUCAAGAUCGCAGACUACGCUGCCGGACUGCUUGGCGCGAUGAUGUUUGGCAUCGGCCUGCAAGCGCAACUCCAGCCCAUGGAAGGUAGGGUCAUCACUUCAACGAGACAACUCUCCAAGACUUUAUCUGGUACUGAAGCACAGACAGGGGCAAAGCAAUUCGCAGGUAAAAUCGUGACCAACCAAGACCGAGCCAUCAUGUUCCCUAUCGUGGGAGGUAGGAACAUGUGGAUUGGCGCAGCUAUGCUGGCCUUGACCCUACAAGGGCAGAGGAAAGCAGUUGGCACGAUUCUGGCGACUGGUAUGAUUGGUGGUGGCGUCGAUGCAUGGUGGUGCUACAGGAAUGGAAGUGAGAAAUGGUUGCCGCAUAUCAUCGGGUCGUCCAUCGGCAUCCCGUUGAGUUACGUGUUAUUGCACUGCGACUUCAUGGAAUCCAACACCAAUGGCGAGACUCAGGCAUUGCCAAAUCCUGAUAAAUUCUUGGAUCGAGUGGUCGAGAUUGAUGGACACCACUAUGAACGUCAACGAUCAAUAACAGACUACAGACGCGACCCUGGCGAAGCUCGUAUUUUGUACCUCUGUCGGCGUUCAUCGAUCAGCGCUUCCUCGUCCGAUGAUAGCGAGCAGCAGACGUUCAUCAUGAAAGUCAAGGUACAGUAA
Recurvomyces mirabilis is the source of this 672-nucleotide messenger RNA. RefSeq lists its product as uncharacterized. The record is from RefSeq and is a predicted model, not a curated record. The transcript has 2 exons. The coding region runs from base 1 to 672 and encodes 223 amino acids. Lineage: Eukaryota; Fungi; Ascomycota; Dothideomycetes; Mycosphaerellales; Teratosphaeriaceae.